AUGGCGGAGGAGAACCAGGAAUGGGAGGACCAGGUGCUGGAGGAGGUGCUGGAGGAGGACUACGAGCCGAACGAGGAAGAGGUGAAGGAGUACGCGAACUACCUGGGCAUCGACCUCGCGACGGAGCCGGAGCUGUUGUGGGUGGCCUGGCAGGGCCUCACCACGCCGCUGCCCGCGCAGUGGAAGCCCUGCAAGACCAAGGACGAGCGCGUAUACUACUUCAACUUCAACACCGGCGAGUCCGAGUGGGAGCACCCCUGCGACAAGAUCUUCAAAGAGCGAUGUCAGGUCGAGCGCAAGCGCCUCAUGGACUGCCGCGCCCGGGGCGUGCCGUACGAGCCCCCCUCCGACUCUGGCCUCGACCCCGCGCACCCCGACGACGCCGCCCCCGCCGAGCAGGAGCGCCCGUCCCAGCUGAGCUCCGCGCACGGCCAGGGCGCCGUCGCGAGCUCGCACCCGGACUCGCAGGACCGCACGAGCUCGCAAUUCGGGCUGGAUUACGAGUUGCAUCAGCGCGUGAGUGCCCCCCUGGGGGUGGGGGGGGUGGCGCGGGGGCCGUCGAUGCAGCAGCGGCAGGCGGUGGAGGAGGCGCGGGAGCAGCGGGAGGCGGCGGCGGCGGUCGAGACGCAGCGGAGGUCGCAGCAGCAACAACAGGCUGGCGUGCGGCCACAGGCCGGGGCGGCGCAGACGGCGACGCUCCCGGGGCUCGGGCAGCAGAAGCUUGGGCUCGCUCCGUUGGGCGCGCAGCGGAGGUCGCAGGGGAGCGGCGGCGCGGCGCAGGUGGCCACGCAGCUGCAGCAACAACAAGAACAAAAGCAACAGUCCGUCUUGCAGCCACCGUUGCAACAACAGCAGCAGCAGCAGCAGCAGCAGCAGCAGCAGCAGCAGCGGAUGGGAACCGGUGGAGCGAUGGCACAGGCGUUCGCGGACGAGCCCGACGACUCCCUCGAGCUCUACUCGGACGACGACGUCCUCGGCACCUCCGGCGCCGCGACCCGCUACCAGUCGGGCGGCGGGUCCAGUGCGGUGCGCAGCCUGCCGCGCGGCACGACGCAGUCCGCGGCGACCGCCGCGGCGGCCCCGGCGCCCGCGCAGAGCCGCACGGCGGCGUCCGUCCCGCUCACGGUCUCGAGCGCCGGCAGCGACGCGCGCGCGGCGGCGGCGGCGGCGGAGGCGGAGCGGCUUCGUGCGGCCGUGGACGGGCUGGAGGAGCGCGUGCGGGCGCUCGCGGCGCGGAAGACGGAGCUUGAAGCGAGCGAGGCGACGCUGAGCGCGGAGGUGCGGGCGGCGGCGCAGCGCGUGGGGGACGCGAAAGGGCGCGUGCGUGAGGCCGAGGCGGAGACGGCGCGGGUGCAGGAGGCGGUGGAGGCGCGGCGCGAGGAGGCGAAGGCGGCGUUGGCGGAGCAGCGGAAGGUCGAGCAGAGCAUCGCGGAGGCGAAGGAGCUCCUGGAGCGGCGCCGGCGCGAGAACGAGGAUCUCCAGGCGCAGCUCGCCGCCGCCGAGUCCGACGCCACGCGCGCCCUCGACGACGCCCGCGCCAAGCAACGGUCUGACCUGCGCCAGCUCGAGGCCGAGCACGAGCGCGCGCUGCAGGACGCGCGGCUCGCCGGGGAGCGCCGCCUGCUCGAGGAGUCCCGCGAGAUCGAGGCCCGGCGGCGCGAGGAGCUGCGCGCCGCGGAGGACGCGGCCCGCGAGGCCCUGGCGGCGCGUCGCGCGGAGCUAGAGGCGCAGAGCGCGAGGGAGGUGGCGGAGCGCGAGGCGCAGCUGCGGCGGGGCGCGGAAGAGGCGCUGGCGCGGGCGGAGGAGGGGGUGCGGCGGGAGCGGGAGGCGCGGCUCACCGCGAUGGGCGCGGAGCAGGAGCGCAGCGUGCGGGCCGAGGUGGCCGCGGCGACCGAGGUGCUGCGGACGAAGCUGCAGGAGGAGCGGAGGGGGAAGGUGGAGGCCGAGGUGGCCAAGGAAGCAGAGGCGCUCCGCGCGCGGCUGAUGGCCGAGGUCCGCGCCACGGCCGACGCCGACGCGCGCGCCAGCGGCCCCGCCGUGCGCCGAGAGCUCGAGCUGCAGCUUCGGUCGGAGAUCCAGGCCGAGCUCGAGUCCGCGAACACGCGCCAGAAGAUCCGCGACGAGGAGAUGAACGCGCUGCGCUCGGACGCGCGGCUCGAGCUCUCGCGCGCCGGCGCCGCGGCCCGCGCCCGGAGGGAGGAGCUGGACGCGCUGCGACGCGAAAUCGAGACAGAAGUCCGCGCCGUCGAGGCGCGCCGGCUGCGCGACGCGGCCGAGGCGAACCUGCGCCGCGAGAUCGAGGCCGAGGUGCGGCGCGACGCCGAGGGGCCCUACCGGGUAGAAAUCACCAAGCGCGUGCGCACUGAAGUCGAGGACGGGCUGCGCGCGGAGCUAGAGGGCGAGAUGCGGCGGAAGCACAUGGAGGAGCUGAGGCGCGAGGUGGAGGCGGCGACGCGGCUCGCGCUGCAGGGCGAGGCGCGCGAGCGCAUCGAGACGGAGCUGCGGGAGGAGCUGCGAGCGCGGAUGAGGGCAGAGGAGGAGCCCGCGAUGCGGGAGGCGGUGCGGAGCGAGGUGCGGCGGGAUUUGCACGCGCAGCUGCGGUCGUCGGUGCUCGCGAUGGCGGAGAUCGAGGCGGACGUGCGCGGGCGGCUGGUGGGGGAGUACUACGAGACCCUCCGGGGGAGUUCCAGCGUGACGCACAGCGCGUACGAGGAGGCGAAGCUGCGCGUGCGGCGGGAGGCGCUCGCGGCGCUGUCGGGCGGGUUCGGCCCGCGUGGCGUCGGGGACGCGGCGACGCUGGUGCGUCAGGAGGUGCAGGCGCUGCAGCAGCAGUUGGUGAGGGGGGGUGUUGGGGGGAGUGCGGGGGUCGGGGCGCCGAGGCUGCUGCUGGGCGCGGCGACGACGGGGAGCCGGGCGCUGUACUGA
Molecule: messenger RNA, 2925 nt
Organism: Pedinophyceae sp. YPF-701
Lineage: Eukaryota; Viridiplantae; Chlorophyta; Pedinophyceae
Source: the annotation of a GenBank genome assembly